AUGGUCAACUCGAGAGACUUGUCUUGGCUAUUUGAGGAACAGCCAGGCCGAUAUUGGACGAACAGUGCGCGAACGGUUGAGAAGGGGGCGCCAUGCAGUGAGCACGGUUCUUGUCAGAAGCUUGUUAGAUGCGGGAGGCGUUUGAAGUUUGGAACUGGCAACGGGCGGCGCUGGGGAAACCCACAUAAAGAGGCGGACAUUUCGGUAUGUGGGCAAAUCGGACCACGACCGGGGCAGACAGGUCGAGAGUGGUAUUCUAGAGUCUCAAGUGAGAUUCUGGAGUUCCAAAGUGGUAUUAUUGGAGCAAUAUCUGGAGUGUGGAUGGUAGGCGACGCCGAGCAUGCGUUGCGCGUGAGCUCAAUUUGGCAGAAUGCGGAGCGACAGGCUGGCUGUCCCACAUGGCCGCGUCCCCUGUCAGCUGGGGAUGAUGACUCCACCAACGUCUGUGGCUUGAUUCUUAUUCGUCCAACAUGGGAAAAAGAAUAUGCAUGGGGUGGUGAGGGAAUGAUGCAGGAAAGCGGAGAGGAGGCAAGAGGACAAAGAGGAUGA
Beauveria bassiana ARSEF 2860 is the source of this 549-nucleotide messenger RNA. RefSeq lists its product as uncharacterized. The coding region runs from base 1 to 549 and encodes 182 amino acids. NCBI's taxonomy places the organism in Eukaryota, Fungi, Ascomycota, Sordariomycetes, Hypocreales, Cordycipitaceae. The record is from RefSeq and is a predicted model, not a curated record. The transcript is spliced from 3 exons.